UGCGAGGUUUUGAGAAAACCCGCCGCUAAGAGCUGACGAGCUCGGUGUAGACUCUCCGGAGAGCAAAGCAGGUUUGGGGAAAAGAGAAAAGGCCAAAACAAAAGAUAACACACACACACAUAGCACAGGCUUUCUGGUGCAGAGACUGUCAACAAUAAACUAAGAUAGUCAUGGGCAACAGUAUUUCUAAGAGCAUGCUCUAUAAAAACCCAGUGUGUGUCACUGGACCUAAUGUGAAUUAUAUGAGAAAUAAUUAUGGUCCUGAUUCUGUGUCACAAUUGCUGCGGUGGGUGACGGAGUGUGGCUUCCCAGAUGGCGGCAGUUUUAGCUUGAAGCAGUUAGAUUUGCUGAAAGGUAACCUGACCCAAAUGGAAAGAGAUAAUGUUGGGAAGAAGAAGAAGAGCAGGGUAGAAAUAAACUGGACAGCUUUUCACUUGUGGAAGUUAGAGGCUGAAAAAAGGUUUCAAAAAGCACAAUGUACUCCAAAGAGAGCAUCUAUACAAUAUGUACAGAAUACACAAAGUACAAUAAGUAACUCACAAAGUCUCCAGUGUCUUAAGUCUUUUUCAGAUGAUCCCGACCUGGAUGGACCGCCUCCUCGACCACGUCUGGCAGCGGCUGCGUCAUGUCAACAGGUGUGCGCAGAUCCGGAGCCAGCUCGUGUGGAGCCGAAGGAGAGUCCACUGCCUCCACCGAAGGCAGUUAAGGCUGACCCACCCUCUCCACCGAUCGCGGAUCGUACACGCCAGAAAGACAAGCAAAAGGAGACUACGGAUCUUGAACCUGUCAGAGAAGAGGCUUCGAUUCCAGAGGUCAACGAGAAACUUCAGAGUGUGAUUACAAUGCCCAUGGUGGAAGUAGCAGGGCCGGAUGGAGACCCUAUGUGAAGGAAGCACUGCCUAAGGUGACGCAAACAGAUCUGCACAGUCUCAAACCAGGUGACUGGGUGGUGGUGAAGGAUUUCAGGAGGAAAAGCUGGAGAGCCAGGCGGUGGCUGGGACCAUUUCAGGUACUUCUGACCACGCAGACUGCGGUGAAGGUUGCAGAGAGAGCAACGUGGAUUCACGUUAGCCACUGUAAGCGGGUUCCUGAGCCAGAGGAAAAACCAACACCCGACAGCUGCAAAGAGGAAUGAGAAGGGGCAUCAGGGCACACGGUGACGUGCUAGUAACCUCUCCCGUGAGCUCCAACUGACUUUCCACGACGCGUAUAGUGUCUGAGUCAGAAGAAAACCCUGAUACAACGCAGCAGCCGACACCGAGAAGGAGCAGCAUCAUCUGAAGGAGUAACAUCGACACACACACACACAUAUGAAUGUAAACACAAAUGUAAAUGAAAUUAAUGAACUGAAAGAGGUAAAUGUGAAAGACACUUACGACAGCAGAUGACGACGGCAUUACACAUUUACGACAGCCAGACUCCCAUACAAACACAAAUAUAAGACCUGACUUCUACAAUCGAUCAACAUUGAUGAGUAAAAGCUCCUGUUAAGAUGAGGAGCCUGUUUGACUAUCACCCAAGAGUUUUAGGGAUCAUUGGCAUCCUUAUGAUCUGCCUGUUAAUUAGAGGGAAUGCAGAAAAGACUUCCACCUUUGGUAGAAGUCGCAGAGACGUGCAUGAAAACACUUAUUGGCAAUUUGCCAACUACACUGCCAAAAUGAUCACAAAUGAGUCUUGUUAUGUGUGUAUGAUUCUCCCCACAGCUGCGAGUAAACACACAAUGAUCCCCAUGAAAAGUAAUGGUAGUGAAUUGAAAGCCAUAGCCCAAUACUGUAGAAAUUCUUACUGCAUGUGGAAGCAGGAUGCUUAUAGAGUCCAGAAUGGCACACAUUUGAGUCUGGUGAUAAAUUCACCGGCCUCCCUGUGGUGUGAAGCUGGAGGUCCUGGGAGGACUGAUUUAACUGGUACCACCAUAUGUCUACGAACUCUAAUGCGUGUGACAAAACGAACAUUCAAAGUAAACCAAACAAGAGUUAACACAUUUGUUGCACAGCCUCCUCCUAAAUUGAACUACACACACUGUUUUGUAGGUACAGGAAACAUACCGUUAGGUAAUAUUGCCAGCCGUAGGUGCACUCAUUUAUAUUACCCAUAUUCUGAUGACGGAACCUGCCCACAGGCAGAGUGUUCCCUCAUUCAUCCAUCUGACACCGGCACAUUACUCAGGGCUGACGACUGGUACUGGGUCUGUGGUAAAAACGUGUAUCUAGCCCUACCCCGUAACUGGGGAGGAGUAUGUACUUUAGCAAGGUUUAGGUAUCCAG
Tachysurus fulvidraco (yellow catfish) is the source of this 2264-nucleotide messenger RNA. RefSeq lists its product as uncharacterized. The record is from RefSeq and is a predicted model, not a curated record. NCBI's taxonomy places the organism in Eukaryota, Metazoa, Chordata, Actinopteri, Siluriformes, Bagridae. The coding region runs from base 171 to 887 and encodes 238 amino acids. The transcript is spliced from 2 exons.